AUGAAUAUCUUGAAUGGAAACGCGCUUGUUACUGGAGCCGGUUCAGGAAUCGGUCGACAGUUGUCACUUGCGUACGUGCGAGCGGGAGUCAAAGGCAUCACUUUGGCAGAUGUCAACAAAGAUGGGGUUCUCGAGACGGCGAAAUUGAUCCAGGCUGAAUUUCCGGACGUAAAGGUUUUGCCUCUCGUUGUGGACGUGACGAACGAGACGUCGGUCAACGACAUGGUUGACCAAGCAGUCAAGACCUUUGGGACUCUUGAUUAUGCUGCGAAUGCUGCGGGAGUCGUCGUCAAGUCUCGCGAAAAGUCAGCCUAUGUUCCGACCAGCGAAUUCGACCGUGACAAGCGCAGGGCCCAGAUCGGUAGCAUCAUCAACUUUGCUAGCGUCUGCGGUUUCCAGGCAAUGCUUAACGUUAUGCCGUAUGUAGCCUCCAAGCACGCUGUCUUGGGUAUGACUAGGAGUGCGGCUCUGGAGCAUGGGCCGGAGGGGCUACGCGUCAACGCUGUCUGCCCCGGCAUUGCCGAUACGCCGUUUAUUGCAGACCUCAAGACGCUGAAAGGCGGCAACGAGCAGGAUCCUGUCUUUGCGAAUCCCCUCGGGAGACUUUGCUACCCUGACGAAAUUGCCGAUGCUGUUGUCUUCCUUAGCAGCACCAUGUCUAGCUAUGUAAACGGUAUUGCAUUAGUCUCAGAUGGAGGCAAGUCUGUGCAGUAUUAG
Fusarium tjaetaba is the source of this 717-nucleotide messenger RNA. RefSeq names its product dehydrogenase. The transcript has 4 exons. The coding region runs from base 1 to 717 and encodes 238 amino acids. Gene Ontology annotation, molecular function: oxidoreductase activity, acting on the CH-OH group of donors, NAD or NADP as acceptor. Lineage: Eukaryota; Fungi; Ascomycota; Sordariomycetes; Hypocreales; Nectriaceae. The record is from RefSeq and is a predicted model, not a curated record.